UGCUAUGUCAACCUAUGUUAAUAUUCAAAGUAAUGAUACGUUAACUGAAUCGGAUGUUGAGGCUCAACCAGAAAGUGCGGAUAAUGGGAUUUAUGAUGAGAGGGAAGUUAAUGAGUAUGAAUAUAGUGAAAAUGAGGAAUAUAGUGAAAAUGAGGAAGAAGGAAAAAAUAAUUUAUUAGUGUUAC
Molecule: messenger RNA, 185 nt
Organism: Racocetra fulgida
Lineage: Eukaryota; Fungi; Glomeromycota; Glomeromycetes; Diversisporales; Gigasporaceae
Source: the annotation of a GenBank genome assembly